AUGGAGAUGUCCCAUGGCAGCAUGCCUGGUACUGUGAAGCACUCGCUUCACGGACAAGUCGCGCAUGACCAAUUUGUCAAGCCUCCGUCCGAAACUGAAACAAUCGAAAUUGGAGACUUUGUGGGACUUGUGGAAUGGUGCAGUUCGGAAGGGGCAAUGAUAUGGCUCAGGUAUCGUAACUGUAUGGCAGAUAUCGAUAUUGAUGACGAUGAAGACUUCGUCCCUCCGCUGCUGCCAAUUCCGUCAUCUCAAGUUCAGCGCACACACCUCCCACCCACCGUUAAAUUUAACAAGGAAAGGGGCUACGAUCUCAGACCUGGAGACUUCGUUAGUGUUGCUCGUGGGCCCCAGUAUAUGGCCUUGGGCGUUGUGCAGAGUGUGGACUUUGUCAGCACUCGCUUGCAAUUUGUGUCGGAUAGCGACCAGUCACUGAUUGAUGUUCCGAUUCGCUUCGUCAUCAAGAUACGGAACGCGGGCUUUGAUACAUUCAAGAAAGUCAUCGGCAAAGAAGUCUACAUCAUCGGAGGCUACAGGAAGGGAUACAGAGCUACACUGUACAACAUUAGGGCUGACAGUUGCACGGUCGCUGUUCACAGUGAACAUGGCAUCACAGUAAAACUCGCUGGCAUUGCCACCAGGACUUCCUUGAAGCGUCCAAGGCCCGCUGAACCUGAGCCAUCUUCGCCUCUUGCGCACAGUCCGACCUCCGUCCCAUCAAGUCUGGUCAUAUCUGGAUCUUUGGACCCGACUAAAUUUCUUCAUCCUUCUCAUUUGAGCACGGCGGACCUCACGGACAAGACAUUUCAGUCUUAUAUCAGGCAUUUCUUGUCUAAUGCAGCUCCCAAAGUGCCAACCCCUCCUACUGGGCCUACAGGAUUAACCCUCUCCCAUCUCCAUCGAAUCCCGGAAUUAGCGCUUCUAGCCAGUCUCGUCGUCAGUGCUGAAACGAAGUGUCGGGAUUGA
Suillus clintonianus is the source of this 963-nucleotide messenger RNA. RefSeq lists its product as uncharacterized. NCBI's taxonomy places the organism in Eukaryota, Fungi, Basidiomycota, Agaricomycetes, Boletales, Suillaceae. The transcript is spliced from 4 exons. Bases 1 to 963 code for a protein of 320 amino acids. The record is from RefSeq and is a predicted model, not a curated record.